AUGGGUUGCGGUCGUGUUCGGACGAAGACAGUGAAGAAGGCAUCGCGUGUGAUCAUCGAGAAGUACUACACCAAGCUAACGCAUGACUUCCACACCAACAAACGGAUCUGCGAGGAGAUUGCUGUGAUUCCGAGCAAAAAAAUGAGAAAUCGCAUCGCGGGCUUCAUAACCCAUCUGAUGAAACGGAUCGAAAAAGGCCCCGUACGCGGUAUCUCAAUCAAACUGCAAGAGGAGGAGAGGGAGCGUCGCGACAACUAUAUGCCCGAUAUAUCGGUUGUUGAUCCACGAUUGCUCUCGACAAUCGAGGUGGACACUGAAACGAAACAGAUGAUCGAACACUUGGUUAGCUUUAUCCUUUCGCAUGUCCUGCUGCAUCUUCCUGUCGGGAAGAUAGGUGGGGGGAGAGGGGGGAGAGGGAGGAAAUGCAGCCAAGUCGGAAUACUGUUAUAUCAGCAAGGCCUCGGACAACGGGGCCCGUAGGC
Molecule: messenger RNA, 482 nt
Organism: Gongylonema pulchrum
Lineage: Eukaryota; Metazoa; Nematoda; Chromadorea; Rhabditida; Gongylonematidae
Source: the annotation of a GenBank genome assembly